UUCCCGUGGGCUUGGACCCAUUUAUUUGUUUUCAGAAACCCAACCUACUUGCCACUUCAAAGAAGUUUCUUCUGCUUUUAAUUUUUUAUUUUUUAUUUUCAUUUUUCCAGGAUUAAAAAACACGAAAAAAGAACUGAACCCAUCUCUACGCCUAGCCAAAGGUGUUAAAUCAGAGAAAAGCAACUGGCGAAAAGGGAGGCAGGAAUUUGAAAUUCGAAGUCGUAAAAGACAUUUUAAUCAGAUCAACAAUGGACAUGGACAUCGAUGGUAAUUCUGAAACCAAAGUAGAGAAGGGAAAAACGAUCAUGCUACUGUUAGUGGGUGCACCAGGGAGCGGCAAGUCCACCUUCGCUGACAAUAUCAUAAGCUCUUCUUCUCGAACCUGGAUUCGUAUCUGUCAGGAUACUAUUAAUAAUGGCAAAGCUGGAACUAGGCCUCAGUGUUUAAAAAGUGCAGUUAGUGCUUUGAACGAGGGCAAAAAUGUUCUUAUUGAUAGAUGCAACCUCGACAAAGAACAACGUGCAGAGUUUGUGAAAUUUGGCAACUCGCAAGUAGAUGUUCAUGCUGUGGUGCUUGAUCUUCCUGCCCAGCUUUGUAUUUCUCGCUCUGUGAAGCGAACUGGGCAUGAAGGUAACUUGCAAGGUGGAAAAGCUGCAGCAGUUGUGAAUAGAAUGCUUCAGAAGAAAGAAUUUCCCAAGCUAAAUGAGGGUUUUAAACGAAUAACAUUUUGCCAAAAUGAUAAUGAUGUUCAAAACGCUCUUAUCAUGUACAGUCAGCUUGGUCCUCUGGACAAGCUGACUGAAGGCUGUCUUGGCCAGAGGAACCGAGAUUCCAAAGUUCAGCUUGGUAUAAUGAAGUUCUUAAAGAAGGUGGAUGCUCCAUCUGGUGCAGGCUCAAAUUUAAAUAACAUUCAGGAGCAUGUGUCUCAUCAAACAUCUGAGGGAAAGAAUUGCCCUUUUGCAGGAGAGGACGUGUCUUCAGCAUGUGCUUCUUCCAGGGAGGCGGGAAAGAGAAGUGAAGACCUGGUAGCAUCUUCUGUUGAUCAGAAUGAUCCUUCAAAUGAUGUUCCCACUUUGGCAUUUCCAUCUAUUUCAACUCAUGUGAUACAUGUUCUUGGACCAAAUAUGAAUCCUCAUAGGCCAAAUUGUCUUAAUAAUGACUACAUCAAGGGCUGCAAAAUUCUUCGUGAGGCAUACACAUCACUUUUUGAAGGUUUUGUAUCUAUAAUAAGGAACCAAGUAAAGUCACCAGCGAGAAGAGAUGAAACCAUUGGAUCAGAGGCUUCCACAUUGCUUGAUCUCACUGAAAAUGGCCCUCAUCAAAUUUCAUGGAGUGAUAGAAAAAAGAAAGACACUAAUCAUGAAAAUGAGAGGAGCAAGAAGUGGAAGGGAUCUCAAAAUGAGGCUAGCGCUGAUACAAUUGAUCCUACUACCAUAAUUGCACCUAGCAACAGUGGCAACAGUAAUGGAAAUGGCUGGGGCUCAUGGGCUCAAGCUCUUUACCGCAUUGCCAUGCAUCCUGAGAGACAUAAGGAUGUUGUGCUGGAGGUGUCGGAUGAUGUUCUUGUGCUAAAUGACCUUUAUCCCAAGGCACGGAAGCACCUAUUGGUGUUGGCACGGUAUGAAGGUCUAGAUCGCUUGACAGACGUAUGCAGGGAGCAUCUUCAGCUGUUGAUGACAAUGCAUGAUGUUGGCUUGAAAUGGGCCAAUAAAUUCUUGCAUGAAGAUGCAUCAUUGGUCUUUCGCCUUGGUUACCAUUCAGCCCCAUCAAUGCGACAACUACAUCUUCAUGUUAUUAGUCAAGACUUUGAUUCAAAAUAUCUGAAGAAUAAGAAGCACUGGAAUAGUUUCAGUACUGCUUUUUUCCGUGACUCUGUGGAUGUAAUUGAGGAGGUUAGCAAGCAAGGAGUAGUAUCACUGGCAAGAGAUAACAGCUUAUUGUCAAUGGAACUACGCUGCCACCGAUGUAGAAGUGCACACCCCAACAUGCAAAGGCUAAAAUCACAUGUGAGCAAUUGCCGAAGCCCCUUCCCUGCCACCCUACUCGAAAAUGGCCAUCUGGUGCUCACACAGAGUAGCGGUGACAGUAAGCUGUAGAUAUCUACCGAUCACAUUUCAUCAACUUUGUUGUUUGUAUCUGGCGGUCCUCCUUAUGUUUUAUUUUGUAUCAAGCUUUUUUGGUUUUUCGAUGAAUUGUACUAACAGAAGUCUGGCAUUUAAGUGCGGAAUUUUGUGGCUUUGAAGCAUCAGUGUGGUAGCUUCUCUACACUCGAUGGCUCCUUAUGUUGAAGGGAUCUAUUUUUUUCGGGUCCUUAUCAUUUUGGCUUCAUGUAAUCUAAAUGCUGGAUUAUGAAGACAUUAAAGGAUGUUAGAAGAAGGGAUGAUGACUUUCUGCAAGUAGUA
This is a messenger RNA of Carica papaya (papaya), 2402 nucleotides long. NCBI's taxonomy places the organism in Eukaryota, Viridiplantae, Streptophyta, Magnoliopsida, Brassicales, Caricaceae. The record is from RefSeq and is a predicted model, not a curated record.